Messenger RNA from Knipowitschia caucasica, 2865 nucleotides. The record is from the annotation of a GenBank genome assembly. NCBI's taxonomy places the organism in Eukaryota, Metazoa, Chordata, Actinopteri, Gobiiformes, Gobiidae.
AUGUAUUCCCAGAUAACCCAUUCCAUCCUCCUUCUUCUUUGCGUCUAUUUGGUCUCCCAGCCGCUGCGUGCUCAAGACCCCUUGUGCUGUAACCAUGCCCCGGAAUACUCCCCGUGUAAAGAGGCUUGUGACCAGCUCGCCACCAUAAAGAGUGAGUCCCGUCUGAAACACCUGCUGCAGCGGCUGCCCAACUACUGCCCCGAGUCCAUGAACGAACUGUGGACUUGUGUCAACUCCACGCUCCCAGGCGUGUCCAGGAAGUCGGAGGGCUGGGUGGGCUUGGGCUGCUGCGAGCUGGCCAUCUCAGCCGAGUGCAGGCGCAAGUGUGAACAGGCUUCAUCCAAGAGCGACAUCACCAAAGUCUGCAAAAAGGUCACAGAGAAACCACUGUACGGCUGCAUUACCAAAAAUGAAAUCGGCUCCACGUGCUGCAGCUACGCGGGCCGCCACACCAUCUGCCGCGAGUACUGCCAGGCCAUCUUCAGGACGGACUCCACCCUGACGGCGUCUCAGAUCAACGCGGUGAAGGGCUACUGCCAGAGCCACAGCAGCCAACUCCUCAGCUGCGUCAACAACUUCACCAAGUCCUACCCCAUCCGGAGCCCCCUGGACAGCCUGUACUGCUGUGACCGGGCCGAGCAGAGCCACUGUCAGGUGGCGUGUCGGCGGAUCCUUCGCACCAUGAACACGGAGCACGAGAUCAUGGAGGGUCUGAUCGAGGAGUGCGGCUCUCAGCCCCUGCCCCAGGACCCUCUGUGGCAGUGCUUCCUGGGCAGCGCUCACCCCCCCUCCCCACCUGAAGAGGAGACGCCCCACCCCGCCAAGAUGGACCAGGCCAAACUGCACUGCUGCGCCAAGGCCAACACCUCCCUCUGCAGGGAGAUGUGUGAGGAGAUGAGCACAAACUGGGGAUCUCAGACCUGGCAGAACUUUGUACAGUGUGAGUACAACCCUGUGGAGUCGGAGCUCAUCAGCUGCCUGUCGGACGUGAGGGAGCCCUGCCAACUGGGCUGCAAGGACCUGGGCUACUGCACCAACUUCAACAACAGGCCCACAGAGCUGUUCCGGAGCUGUAACGUCCAGUCGGACCAGGGCGCCAUGAGCGACUUCAAACUGUGGUCCAACGGCACCAUCCGGAUGCCCCUCAUGAACAUCCCAGUGCUGGACAUCAGGAAGUGCCUCCCCGACACCUGGAAGGCUGUGGCCUGUGUGCUGCAGAUCAAGCCCUGCCAAAGCAAGUCCAGAGGCAGCCUCAUCUGCAAGUCUGACUGUGUGGACAUCCUGAGCCAGUGUGGGGACAGGAGGCUCUUCCAGGAGGGCCAGACUCCAGAGAGGAUCUGUGAGCUGCUGUCCCCGGUGGACGACCCAGAGCAGUGCAUCCCUCUGCACACGUACCUCACUCCCAGCAUCCAUCCCACCGGUGUGGUGGAGGAGGUGGUCCACCCGUGCAACCCCAGCCCCUGUCCCAGCAACCACCUGUGUCAGGUGAACCGCCGCGGCUGCCUGGACGACUUCCACUGCCUGCCGUACAUCUGUGUGCCGGCGUGUAAACUGGGUGAGGCCUCUGAGUUCCUGGUGCAGCAGGACGCUCUGAUCCAGGUGCCCACCCGCAGCGCCCCGGCCGGCUGCUUUGAGGUCUGCAGCUGCGGGGCCAGUGGUCGUCUGGAGUACUGCGUGGAGAUGCCCUGUGUGGACACCAGCAAGGCCUGCAAUGUCGCCGGCCAGAGGAAGAGUCACGGGACGUCCUUCCAGAUCGACUGUCACCACUGCUCGUGCUUCUCUGGGGAAACGGUCUGCUCCACCAGAGAGUGUCUGGGAGAGGGCAGCUCCGAGAGGGACCGCCACCACUUCACCGGUCUCCCCUGCAGCUGUCCGGACCACUUCAUCCCUGUGUGUGCGUCUAACGGGCGCACGUACCCCAGCGCCUGUGUGGCCCGCUGCAUGGGCUUCAAGGACCACCAGUUUGUGUUUGGACAGUGUCGGCUCUCAAACCCCUGCGCCGGAAAGCCCUGCCCCAGGGGCCAGAGGUGCGUGUCGCGGUUCCGUGUGUGUCUGAGUGACACCGGAGACUGCCCUCAGUUCGAGUGUGUGGGCCGGAGCCCCCCCUGUGAGCGGACCACCGUGGAGCCUGUGUGCGACACCGACGGCCUGGUGCACCCCAGUCUAUGCCACCUGCAGCAGGCCGCCAAGAGCCUCGCCUACAUGGGACAAUGCCAGGAGUCGUGCCGGAGCCCUCAGCCCGUGUGCGGACACAACGGAGAGACGUACCGGACAGUGUGUGACGCCUUCUCAGACCGUGUGGCCGUGGACUAUCUGGGCCCUUGUCACGCAGUGGGGCCUCUCUCCGACUCGGCUCCAGACUCGUCCUGCGCCCUGAUCCUCUGCCCGCCGGUGUCCCCCCCCGGCUGUCAGCCCGUCACCCCUCCAGGAGCCUGCUGUCCCAUCUGUGCCAGUAUGCUGCAGAUCUUGUGGAACCAGGACCACAUCAACACGUUCUCCAAGCUGAAGCGCGAGGAUCCGGUCACGGUGCAGGAUGUGCUGAGGGUGCUACGGCUGCAUGUGUCUGUGCCUCAGUGCGACGUCUUCGGCUUCCUGAGCAUCGACCACGUGCUGGUGGUGCUGAUCGCCCCGGUGGAGCAGCAACCGACGCCUCUGCAGGUGGAGGCGUGCAGCAAAGAAGCAGAGAAGAUCGACUCGCUCAUAAACUUCUCCAGCCCCACCCUCAUGUCCCACGUGCCGCUGUCGGCCUUCCUGUCGUCCCAGCUCCAGACCUCCACCAUCCUGUCCUCGUCUGGGACCCUGUGCACCCUGAGCCCCCUGAGCCCCGGCCUGGCUCUGCUGCUGGGGCUGCUCCUGCUCUCCUAG